Galleria mellonella (greater wax moth) is the source of this 1797-nucleotide messenger RNA. RefSeq names its product GATA zinc finger domain-containing protein 14. The record is from RefSeq and is a predicted model, not a curated record. The coding region runs from base 191 to 1645 and encodes 484 amino acids. Lineage: Eukaryota; Metazoa; Arthropoda; Insecta; Lepidoptera; Pyralidae. The transcript is spliced from 3 exons.
UAUCUUCAGGUGCUAUGUAAGCUGCGGUUCGCAGUGAGAGACGCUGUGACGCGAAGCGCUAUAUGACCCCUGGAGAAGACUUCCGAAUGAAGUCGAAACUUGUCUGAAACAGCAAAACACAAUAAUUCACAACAUUUUGGCGCAAACUGAAUCUGAUGCCAACACUAGCCGAACUGAACAUUGUAUCCCAAUGAGUCCAGAGAGAGACGAAGAAAUCAAUGUAAUAAUUGAUAAACUAACAGAUUAUAUAAAUAAUAUUAUGCUGGAACACGAAGACUUAGAUAUUCGCCUUGUCAAAUUCGAUAUUGAAGCACAUUCAGACGAUGAGAUAGAAGAAAAAGAUAUCCAAUUAGAAAUAACAGUCAAUAACUGUCCUGAGGUAUAUCAAUCACAUGCACAUAAUAUAAAGGAGAUUAAUCAAGAAAUUGAAGUAAACCAUCCUGAAAAUAAUGACCCUGAAAGUAAUUUACGAUCGGAUAAAUCAAUAGAGGAUGUUAACAAUAAUAAUAAUGAUGAUGGACGUGAACAUACUCCAAUUAAUGAUGAAAAUAACGAAGAAAACCAUACCGCCGAUUCUUCCGAUGAAACUGAUCAAUCAGUUACAAAUUCUAAUGUAAUCCCUGAAAAUGUAAGUAAUACGAGAGACGUCAAUCUUCCCAAGGACUACUCAGACGACAAAACAGUCCCACAGGUAUUGGUAUUAGAUCUACAAGAAAAUAGAAUUGAACAGAACGCUGAUCCUGUACUGGUAUAUGUAGAAGAACAUGAAGAUCAAAUUGACAAAGUAAUUGUAAUACCACAGAAUUCUGUGAAUAACAAUUCUGACCAUGUUAUACUUCCUGAUUCUAGAAAUUCUGCAGAAGACAGAGAUAGUAAUAGUGAACAUAAUGAACCUUUGGCAAAUAAUGAAAAUCAAAUUGAGGAGAUCAGCACUCCUGAUUUAUCCAACGAAACCGUCCGCGAAUCCGCAAACACUAAUUCAGAUAACGAAAAUAUAAAUAAUACGACGAAUGUCAAUGAAUAUCCAACGAUAGUAGAAGAAAAACAAGAGCAAACAGAACAGAUCGACAGAGCAAAUAUACCAGAGAAUUCAGAAGAGAACGUUUCUGAAACAUCAGUAGAAGAUGCUGGUGAUAAUAAUACAAAAACAGAAACUGACUCAAACAAUGAAAAUAACAACACCUCUAAUGUUUCUAACGAAAGUGUUGAGCAAUAUUCAAGUAAUGAAUCAAAUAAUGAAAAUGUAAGUAAUCUUCCUACGGAUAAUACAAAAGGCAAAAAAGCACCUCAAUUAAAGAUAUUGCGCUUACAAGAAAACGGUAUAAAUCUUUUAAAAACAUUGGAACAGAGAGGAAAGAAGGUAAAUCCUUUAUUGGUUUAUGUACAAAAUGAACCAAUCAGCAAUGCAGUUACAUCACAGAAUUCUGAAAUCAAUAUUAAUUCUUCUAACGAAGCUAAUUUAUCGGCCGUUAAUGAUUCUUCUAACAAUUCAAGAGAGAAGAGAGCCCCAGAAUUAAUGGCAUUGAAUCUAGCAGAAAACGGAAGAGCUCUUUUGGAAGACUUGGAAACCAAUGGAAGGAAAGUGAAUCCUUUACUUGUUUACGUACAACAGCAUAGUGGAGAGAGUGCUUAUGUCCUUCUUUAAAAAUAUGACGAAAUAAAUGUAAGAGAAGAAUUUGUAACAUAAAAAGUAAAAGAAAUAUAAGUAUAAAAUUCAAGAAAAAAAAUUUGAUGAAAUCUACGAUAUUUUGUUAUAUGUUUUAUCGAUUUUCAAAUUGUAUAAUGAUUUGUAUUAAG